Molecule: messenger RNA, 4779 nt
Organism: Plasmodium vinckei vinckei
Lineage: Eukaryota; Apicomplexa; Aconoidasida; Haemosporida; Plasmodiidae
Product: DNA2/NAM7 helicase, putative
Exons: 1
Coding region: 1-4779 (1592 amino acids)
Molecular function (GO): helicase activity
Source: RefSeq, a predicted model, not a curated record
AUGUGGGAAAAAUGGGAUGACGAAUAUUUUAUAAAGAUAUUUUUUAACUGGGAUAUAUUUUUGAAAUACUCUGAAGAUAAUGAAUUUCAUGAAUUAGAAGAAAAUAUAAAAAAUGAAAAUAUGGAUUUAAAUAAAGAUGAGCAUGAGAAUAAAACUAGUGAUGACAUAUUGUUAAUAUUGCAAUCAUAUAUUAUAGAAAAAAAAAAUACAUAUAUUGAUGUUUCAGAUUAUUUAGUUAAUAUAAUAUUAAGGUGGAAUUAUUAUACUAGCUUACGAAGUGAAAACAAUUUAAAUAUAUGUUCUGUAAAAAAUAGAUUAAAAAUUGAUAUAAAUAUAAAUACACUACCAUCUGUUUAUAAAAAUUUUGAAGAAUAUUUUUAUUCGUAUUUUCCGUUAUUUUUAAUAGAAACACAACAAUUAAUAAAUAAUAAAAAAGAAAAUGAAAGUUUAAAAGAAUUUAAUAUUAAUAUUAUACAUGAUUUAAAAGAAAUGUAUAAUUACGAAUUUCAUAUUAGUAUACCUUUUGAUGAGUUAGUUUUUUCAAAUAUAUUUUAUGGAGACUUAAUUUUGUUACGAUUUGUUCCGAAAAAAACAGAGAAACAUGAUUUAGUUUUUACAUCUAUACACUCGUCUUUGAAAAAAAAAGAAGAAGACAACCCAACGGAUAGCCAAGUUGAAAAUGAUAUAGAUAACUUGGAAGGAUCUUCAUCAAAUGAAACAGAUGAUGAGGAAAAUGAAAAACCACUAAACAAUGAGUCUUUGGAAAAGUGUAAAUCUGUGGAAGAUAAGGAAAAAAACGGUACAAUCGUUGGUGGAGAAAAAAAAGAAAAUAGUGAUGGUAAUAAUGUAGAAGACAAUACACAAACGAUAAAAAAAGAAGAAAUAAAUGACAAAAAUAAUGGAAAUAUUUAUAUGGUAAGAAAAUAUUGUGUUAGACAUUUACUUGGAUUUGUAGUUGGGAAAAAUAAAGAAAAAAUUAAAAUAAAAUUUAAUUUAAAUUUUCGAAAUUUUGAUAUUAUUGAUAAAGUAAGAAAAAAUAUAAUAUAUGAUAUAUUUAACAAAGAUCAAUUAAAUAAGUAUUCUCUUCGAAUUUCAAAAGUUACAAACUUAAUCUCAACACUUAGGCAAUUUAACUAUUUAUUUAAUUUUAGAAAUUCAUCAAUAAUUAGCGAAAUUAUAGAAACUCAAGAAGGAGAAAAAAGGGGAGCCAAAAAAGGAACUCACAUAGGGACAGAUGAAAAGGAGGAAACGGAAGAAAAUUCGAGCCAUAUCUUAUCAUCAAACAAUUUUAUUACAAUAAAAAAACGGAAAUGUGAGGAUACAGGAAAAAUUGUGAAAAUAAAAAAAACUGAAUUAUCUCCCAUCGAAAUUAAUGAAAAAAGAAAUAAUAAUUUAAUCGAAGAAAAUAAAGAAUUAGAUCAAGAACUAGUUGAAGAAAUUGAACUAAAAGAAAAAAUUAGACAACAUUUAAGUAGAGAAAAAAUAUUACAAGAUAAUUAUGACAAAAUUAAGGAGAAGGAAAAAAUAGAAGAAAAUAAAAUUGAGAAAUUUGAAAAGUUUGAAAAUUUCAAAAUGGAUGAAUUAGAGAAUGUAAGUGAACAAUUUGAAGGAUUUAGCUACAUACCAAAUUUACUAAAAAAUAAAUUUUUUAAUAUAUAUAAUAAUUGUCAAUUAUGUGCUAUAAAUAAUAGUAUUUUAAAUAAUGGGGUAACAUUAAUUCAAGGGCCACCAGGUACUGGAAAAACAACAACGAUUUUAGGAAUAAUUAGUGCUUUAAUUUUUUAUCAAAAAGUUGAAGAAAAUAAAAUAGAAAAUAUUGAUUUAAUAAGAAAAACAAAUAUGGAUUUAAAACAAAUCAAUGAAAAUGAUAAAGACAGAGAUGAAGAGUUAGGAUGGAUUGUAACUCCAGAAAAAAGAGAAACACAAAAAAGUCCUUAUGGAUGGAUAAAUUAUGAUAAAAAAAAUGAUUAUUGUUACUUUAAUGAAAAUUGUUUUGAUGCUUUAGAAUAUGAUGAUUUUUUUGAUAACUAUCCUGAAAAUGGGCAAAUGAAUAAAGCAAGUACAUUUUAUUUUAAUAAAAAUAAUAAAAAAGAAUAUAAAAAUGCAUAUGCUAUACAUCUAAGUAUUAUGAAUGCAUCAAGUCAGGUCUUAAAUUUUGGUAUAAAUGGAGAUGGGAAUGGAAAUGAUAAUACAAAUGAAGAAGAUAAACAUAAAAAUAAUGAAAACAGAAUUAAAAAUUUAAUAAGUUUAGCAGAAUCAUUUUAUAAUUCAUAUGUAAAUAAUAAAGAUUAUACAGGAACACAUUUAAAUAGUAUUGAAAAGGAUAGUAGGCCAAAUGAAAAAUCGAGCUAUCCAUUUUAUGUUAGUGAUAGGAAUAGGAAAAUGUCUAGAUUGUCAGUAGAGGACGAUAAGAAAAAAAUGAAUAUAAAAAAAAAAAAACAAAUAAAAAAUAAAAAAAUUCUUGUAUGCGCACCAUCUAAUGCAGCAAUUGAUGAAAUACUUAGACGAUUAGUUUCAUCAAAUUCAGGAAUUUUAGAUGAAGAUGGAAAUUUAUUUAAUCCUAUAGUUACUAGAAUUGGUGGAAAUGUAAGUUCAGAUUUGUUGGAAUUUAGUUUAGAAUUUAAAGAACAAUUAUUUUUAUAUUUAAGUAAAAAAGAUGAUAAUAAAAUAUAUAAACAAAAUUUAUUAAAAACAUCAACAAUUAUAUGUUCAACAUUAUCAUCAAGUUCAAAUAUUUCACUAACAAAUUAUAUAAAUUAUUUUGAUGCUAUAAUAAUUGAUGAAGCUUCACAAGCUAUCGAACUAGACAUUUUAAUACCUUUGUCUUUUUCAUGUAAAAAAAUAAUAUUAGUAGGAGAUCCAAAACAAUUAUCAGCAACAGUAUUUUCUUUAUUUGCUAAAAAACAUAAUUACUCUAGAUCUUUAUUUGAGCGUUUACAAAAAAUAUAUAAAUUCAAUAAAUGUAAAUAUAAUUUAUUAUCUAUCCAAUAUCGAAUGCACCCAGAUAUUUCUCAUUUUCCUAACAAACAUUAUUACAAUAACAAAAUUAAAGAUGCUAAUUAUUUUUUAUUUGUAUUAUUAAAAGAGUUGGAAAUCAAAAAAUAUACUAAACAACUAUUAGUAGAUGAUGAUGAGAAAAAAAAAAAUAUGAAAUAUAUUUUAACUGAUUUAAAUUUAUCAAAAUUUAUAGAAAACCAAUUUGGAAAUUUACCAACAAAUUUUAAUGAUAUAUUAUUAUGUCAAAAAAAUGAAGAAAAUUUUCAUUGGUUUUUUAUUCCCUUAUUACAACAUUGUGUUUUUUAUGAUAUAUCUUUUUCAAAACAAAAAAAAAUUAAAAAUUCUUAUAUUAAUAUACACGAAAGUGAAAUAGUUUUACAAUUUUUAGAAUUUCUUCAUUAUAUAUUUACUUCAGAAAAUAUUAAAGACUGGUAUAAAAAAAUUGGUAUUAUAACUCCUUAUGCGGCUGAAAAAUAUUUUUUAAAAAAAGCUUUAAAAGUUUUUUUCGAAAAGAAAGGAUACAAAAACAAUGUUUCAAAUUUUAUAGAUAUAGGAACCGUUGAUGGAUUUCAAGGAACAGAAAAGGAUAUCAUCAUAUUUGUGUGUGUCCGUACUAGUGGUCUUUUUAAAAGAAAUGAAAAAAAAAAAAAAAAUAAUCUUACUAUAGAAAAUGAGCUAACUAAUUCAUCUAAUAAUGAUAUGGACCUAAAUGAAACAAAAGUCGAAGACAAUGUAGAAUCCCAAUCAGUAAAUGAGCAAACUGAAUCGGAAGGGGAUGAACAAAUGGAUGAUUCCAAUCCAUUUUUUUCAAAUUAUAAACGUUUGAAUGUUGCUUUAACACGUGCUCGAUAUAAUUUAUUUAUUUUUGGAAAUUGCUCAUUUUUAAACAGAUGUGAUGCAUGGAGUAAAAUCAUAGAGCAUUACAAAAUAAAUAAAAAAAUUAUUAAAAUUAAAAAAAAAAAAUAUUUGAAAAAAAUGAAAAUAUUAUCAGAGGAUAUAAAUGAAGAUCAUAAAUUUGAUAAUAAAAAUGAAAUAAUAAAUAAAAAAAUUGAAAAUUCAUUUUAUAAUAAAAAUAUAAUUGAUUAUAAUUUUAUUCCAAUCAAUGAAAAUGAAAAUGAAACAUUUAAUUUGAAAGAUUUUAUUAACUCUUUUGAUAAAAAUAGUGGUAAACAAAAUGAUAUGGAAAAUACUGCAUAUAAUGAAGGGGAUGUGAAUUCUAAAUCACAUGAUAAAAAUGGAUAUCUAUUAGAAGAUAAUAUAAAAACAGAUAAAGAAUUUGAUGAAAAAGAAAUUAACGAUUUCUUUAAAGAAUUAUAUAAUGAUAAUUUUGAUAAGGAAGAUAAUAUAUCAUUACAAGAAAAAGAUGAAGAGAAUUUUGACAAUGAAAAUGUUGUCAAUGAUAAUAGUUUUAAAGAAAGAAAAGAAUCAUUUACUAAUGAUUUACAAAUGAAUAUAUAUAAUAGUGAAAAAAAAAAUGUACCAACAACAUCAUCUAUAGUCACCACAAAUUUAGAACAAGCGGAUGCUGAUCCUGUUGUAAAUAAUAUAACUGAAAAUAAUUCGAUGAAUAAUAAUAAUUCAAAUGGUGAAGAUAAUAUGACAAAUUUAAAAAAUAAUGAUAAAGAAUUGUUAAACGUAACCCAAGAUCGUAAUAAUAUAUUGCAUAUAAAAAAUAAUAAUUAUUUUAUUGACACACUUAAUAAUUUAUGUAAAAAGAAUACAGGACUCCUUUUUGCAGUGAACUGUAUUUUUCCAAAUUUUUCAAACACUUUUUUACAUUAA